Closterium sp. NIES-65 is the source of this 474-nucleotide messenger RNA. The record is from the annotation of a GenBank genome assembly. Lineage: Eukaryota; Viridiplantae; Streptophyta; Zygnematophyceae; Desmidiales; Closteriaceae.
CUCACUCUCCUAGCCAUUGGAGCAGAUGGCAGCCAGCUGACCGGCACCUACGAGGGACUGGUGUGGCUCUCCUCCCUCUCCAACCUGCAAUCGCUGAAUCUUUUUGGCUUGGCGGAGUUCACAGGGAGCUUGUCCUCUCUGCACGUUGUCUCUCACCUCGAGAAUCUUCAAAGCCUGACACUCAAAUCGCUCACCAAUGCCACGGGGGAGAUACCCAGGGAGAUCCGAUACCUCACGGCCCUCACUGCACUUGAUUUGUCGUAUCUUCGGGCCUUGGAGUUCCCUGCUUGGGUGACUCACCUCUCCAUUCUUCAAUAUCUCAACGUGAACGCGGACGAGCCGCGGCGGCAGGGGUUGUUGUCGGAUGACAUCUCACACCUCACAGCGCUCACCAGCAUAUCCCUCUCUGGCAACAACCUGGACGGAUACGUGCCUAAGAGCUUCUCCUCUCUCCUCAACCUGCAAUACCUGUGA